Molecule: messenger RNA, 1539 nt
Organism: Naegleria lovaniensis
Lineage: Eukaryota; Heterolobosea; Eutetramitea; Acrasida; Naegleriidae
Exons: 2
Coding region: 1-1539 (512 amino acids)
Source: RefSeq, a predicted model, not a curated record
AUGCACCACCAUCACCAGCACACUCAUUCAUCAUCCUCCACAACAAAACAACUAGUAGGACAAACCAAUCAUGAUACCUCCAAUAAUAAACAGUCGACUCAACACAAAGUAGCACGUCCCUCGGAAACAACAAAAUCCGAAAGAAUUUCUGAAUUUGUCAAUCCAUCAUCUUUAAAUACAUCCAUUUCUUCUCAAUCCUCCAUAGAACAACUGUCUCACUCAUCAUUUAUUUCUUCAUCAAUUUCUCAAUAUAUUCAAUCAAAUAUUAUUGAACCCUAUCAAGAAGAUAUUCAAUUGUGCUUGAAUCCAUGUGAAAAGAUACCUUUUUAUAUCAUUUAUAGUAAUUCAAGGAAAUUAAUGAAAAAUUGUGCAAAUUUUAUUUCACAUUUAUAUGAAAUGGAAUUAAAGGAGAAGAAAUUAAAUCAUUUAAUAUGUAAAAAUAACUUGAUUCCAAUUGGAUUCGAUGCAGAAUAUAAAGCAAAGAUUGGAGUUGGUGUUUGUAAUGAUAUUAAACAUUUAAUCUCUCAGAAAUAUCAUAUCACUACUACUACGAUGAGUAAUAACACUACUACGAUGAGUACUAAAAAUAAUAAUAAUACUGAGAAUAAUAUCACUAGUAUGAUGAAUAACAAAUCUCCUAUUACAACUAGCACUCCUCUCAUUAUUGAAAAUAUCAUUGAUUUGGCAAUAGUAUCCUCUCAAUAUCAUUUAUUUGGAACUUCCAUUCCAUCCUUGAAAUUAUUGGGAAUUGAAUUAUUGAAUAUUGAAAAUGUGAGAGGAAAAGAUUUAUCAAAAUUUGAACCCUUUGUCAAGUAUGCAGCAAUGGAUGCUUUUAUAGGAUAUUCAUGCUUGUAUAAAUUGUAUGAAAUCAUGUCGAGUGAAGAUUUUAGUGAAUGGAUACGAAAGCAAUGUAAAUCAUCGGACGAUCCUUCGUUUGAUGUCAUUUCCAAUCAUGGAGAGACUAGUACUGCUGCAACAACAACAACAACCAAGGAUUUCAACAACUCUACUGAAGACUCUUCCUCCUCUCAUAUUCUUCUUAAGGGAAAGAGUUUAACUUCAUUGAUGGAACUUUCAAAAUUGAAUCCCAAUGCUACCGAUCAAGAACGUGAAGAAUUUCUCUCAAUGAGAUCCACCUUUAUGGGAAUGAUGUAUGGUGAUAAAAGAUCACAUGUGAAUUCAACAACAAGAACAACACCCAAUCAACAAGUUCUGUAUGCAAAGGAAAAGAAUCAAGCACGAUUGAGAAAAAUGGCUCACAAAAAUUCCACUCAACGAUCCAUUUCGAAUUUAGUGAAUGAUAUGAAACAAUCCAAACAAUCUGCAACCCAAACGAUGAGUCAAACAUCAGACCAUAAGACAGAAUUCGAUAAGACACAAUCGGACCCUAGUAACCAUACUUGCAUCACGCCUUCAUCCAAACAAGAGUCAAAGAAAAGAAGUCAACCAUCACCCACAUCCAAAAAGUCAAACCCACCUCCCAAGUCAAAAAAGGUCAUCUCAUCGAGUCAAGAUAGUAUUUCAUUUUCAUUGGUGUAG